AUGAGUGUUGUAUCCCAGUCUGCCCAGUGCAACGAGGAAGUGGACUCUGUGACUGAGAGUCAGAAAAGCAAGGCUCAACACAUUAGGAACACCAUCACAUCAACUCCCAGCAGCUCCUCCUCCUCAUUGCAGACUCAGGAUGGUUCACGUGUACAGAGUGACAUUGAACCACCACGCCCCCUGCUGGAAGACUGCAGAACAGAGCAGCUACAAGACAUUGAUGAGUGUGAGAGAUCUGAGAAAGUGUGCGAUCCUCUAUCAGAUUAUAUUAAUGAAUGCCUUGACACAAACAUCUGCGGCGAUCAUGGGGACUGUGCUAACGACCCUGGAAGUUACAUGUGUGAAUGCGAUAAAGGCUUCGACAAUGAACCUGACCCUAAGGCUGUUUGCCAAGAUAUUGACGAGUGUGUUGAAAAUGUCACCAUCUGUGGUCCUCUCAGCAACUGCACAAACCAAAUCGGAUCUCACAACUGCACUUGCGAUCCUGGUUAUCGGGGGAGAAACGCAGACAGGAUAGCAAGCAUUGCUAACCCAUGCACAGAUCUUCAGGAUAUUUUGGAUGAGAUAAACCCCCCAGAGACUGUGACAAACUGCUUCUCAGCAGCCAUGGAAGUGUCAGGUGUUGGACCCCGCAUCAAAUUGAGUAAUGUGAGUAGUGAAGGAGACGGGGAAACCGGCAGUUUUAUCCUGAAACUCUCAGACAGUUUACUGUCUGCAGUAGUGGAGCAGGGUCAGAACCAAACAGAAAGAACUGUGACGACUCCUACCGUGGACUUAAGUGUCAGAACCAUUCUGCCUGGAAGCCAAAAUUCAGAGACCUCUGCUCUCUCAGCAAAUGGAAACACCAUGGAGAUCAACCUGGAAGAUAUGGCCAAAAAUAACAAUGGUUCUGCAGCAGCUGCCUUCAUGAUAUUAAAGGGGAUGGAGAGUCUCCUCAGUCAUCAAUACUUUGAAACAGAAAACUUGACAGAGAUGAACUCGGAUGUCAUCACAGCAGUCCUGCCCUUUAUGAAUAACACCAACCUAACAGAGCCUGUCAACUUUACCAUCUAUCACAAGAAGAUAGUACCAGAAAAUGGUCUGGUGACCUGUGUGUACUGGGAGGACAAAACAGAGGAGAAGGAGGAAGGAAGAGAAGAAGGAGAGAAAAACAAGAUGAUGCGUUGGUCAGUGGAGGGCUGCCAGGUUGCGUACACAAGUGAAAACUACACAGUGUGCAGCUGCUCUCAUCUCUCCACAUUUGCCCUCAUCAUGCAGAUAGGAGAGCCUCCACCAGAGAAUCCUUUCCUUGAUUGGCUGAACCGGAUUUGUGUGAUUGUUGGACUUUUCUUCUUUGGUUUGGCUAUCUUCACCUUCCUCUUGUGUAGCUGGAACCCCAAGAUCAACAACACAGCCCGUCUUCACCUCUGCAUCAACCUUGCCUUGUCUCACCUGCUGCUGCUGUGGAAUGACAGAUACACUGACCAUGAGCUGGCCUGCACUGUCAUGGCAGGCCUUCUCCACUUCUUAGUCGUUGCAAGUUUUGUGUGGAUGCUGCUGGAAGCUCUGCAGCUUCACCUGUUGGUGCGAAGGCUCUCCAAGGUGCAGGUCAUCCAGAGAGACGGCCUUCCUAAGCCCCUUCUCUACAUGAUUGGCUACGGAGUUCCGUUUGUGAUUGUUGGUACUUCUGCACUGAUAUAUUCUGAUGGGUAUGGUGCCACGGAGGCAGAAGUGUGCUGGCUUUCAAGAAAGCGCAGUUUCAACUGGGCUUUGACUGGCCCUGUGAUUGCCGUCAUUGGACUUAAUUGGAUAUUGUUCUGUGCUACUCUUUGGAGUCUGAAACCCACCUUGGUCAACAUGAAAAGUGGUGUUUCUCAGUCCAAAGAAAUCAGGUUGGUUGUUUUCAAGAUCUUGGCUCAGUUUGUCAUAUUGGGUUGCACGUGGAUCCUGGGCCUGUACCAGACAAAUCUUUUCUUCCAGGUCCUCUUCAUAUUUCUUAACUCCCAACAAGGCACCUUCCUCUUCAUCGUCCACUGUGUGCUCAAUAAAGAGGUACGACAAGUUUAUUGUCUUUCUGAUAAGCUUUGA
Molecule: messenger RNA, 2067 nt
Organism: Labrus bergylta (ballan wrasse)
Lineage: Eukaryota; Metazoa; Chordata; Actinopteri; Labriformes; Labridae
Source: RefSeq, a predicted model, not a curated record